UUCACACACAUUCCAUUUUGGACUCUGCCAUGCAAAUGAGCUCCCAUGAAUAUUCAAUUAUGCAUUGGGACCAAGCGUGGGACAAACAUCCAUAAUCCCAACUCCACUUUCCAUUGUGCAGAUCAAGAUGCUCCGCCAGAACAUCACCAGUACCAGUCUGCUCAACCUCAGCCUCAGCGAUGGUGUAGGAGGUGGAGGAGGAGGCAAUCCCAGCCUGGCGGCUCAGCCUCAGCCGCAAUCACUAGACAUGGACGCCCUGCCCAAGCAGUUUGUGCUCUCCAUGAAGAAGCUAUUUGACAUCCUCGACGACAAGCAGAGCGGCUAUGUGCGCUACACGGACAUCGAGAAAGGCUGGCAGGACGAUGGUUCCAAGGGAUUACCACGUGGCGUCCUGGAUUCACUGCGUCGCGUCACUCCCACCAGCGGACUCCUCUCCUUCGAGCGAUUUUGUGCCGGACUGAAGCUGUGUCUACUUCGCAAUCAGCAGCAGGCUUUGGGUGAGGUAAAGAUGCGUCCCCGUUCCCAGGGGAAUCUUUCGUCAGAGAUGGAUUACAGUUCGCCGGCACCGCCACCCAAGCCACCGCGACAGGUGCCCACAACAUCGCCACCAGCUUUGGGUAAAGCUGACAUACGCCAUGCCCUGCAGAACUGGCAGCUCAACUUGAUGGCGGAUGCGGGUAAGAUCCCGAAGUUGCCGCAGUCGAGGGAACAGUUCGAACAUCGCGGCUCAGCGGAUGGUGGCUCCUCGUCCACCUCCGCCUCGGCCACCGAUUGGAGCCUAGCAGCCCUGCCCGCUUUGCCCAAAAAGUCGAGCAGCAAACGGCGGGAGUCGCGAAGGCACACCCUUCAGCACGGCAUCGACUACAACAUGCUGAAGCGGAUGAAGCAGCUGGAGGAGCAACGGGAGCUGCUGCUCUUCGGUCUUGAUGGAGUAGAGAAGGCACGGGACUGGUACAUGCAGCAGGUACUCAACGUUCAGGAGCAGAUCAAGUAUUUCGGUCGCCUGGGAACCAGAUACGAACAAUGGUCAGAGCUGCAGCAGGAGCGGCUCAACUUCCAGCGUGCCCGCGUCUUAGAGGCGAACCGCAGCCUACAGAUUCUGGCCGAUACCUGGGAGCACGGCGGCUACCCGCUGCAUAUCAACCUGGCCCUGCCGACGCCCGCCGUGUCCAAGCCCCGCCAGAUGUCCGAUCUUCUGAGUCGCGUGCGCGAAAAGCCGCCGCUCCUGUCCGACCUGUAUGAGCCGCAGCAGCAUUCGCACUCGCACGCCCAUCCGCAGUUCUUGCGUGCCAUGUCCUCCAAUUUUGUGCUGAGCCAGCCUUCGCCUGUGAGCCAAUCCUCGGCGGGUCUAGGCGACGCCGAUGUGGUCUACUGAGG
Messenger RNA from Drosophila serrata, 1377 nucleotides. Its product is annotated as suppressor APC domain-containing protein 2. The record is from RefSeq and is a predicted model, not a curated record. Lineage: Eukaryota; Metazoa; Arthropoda; Insecta; Diptera; Drosophilidae.